Messenger RNA from Formica exsecta, 674 nucleotides. Its product is annotated as diacylglycerol kinase epsilon-like. Gene Ontology annotation, molecular function: ATP-dependent diacylglycerol kinase activity. Bases 88 to 357 code for a protein of 89 amino acids. The record is from RefSeq and is a predicted model, not a curated record. The transcript is spliced from 3 exons. Lineage: Eukaryota; Metazoa; Arthropoda; Insecta; Hymenoptera; Formicidae.
GACGAUAAGAAGGUAGAAUUGCCCUCCAUUGAGAGCGUAGUGAUACUUAACAUUCCAUCUUGGGCGGCUGGUGUCGAUCUAUGGAAAAUGGGAGCAGAAGACGAGGAGAGUUCAGGAGUACAAAGUAUUAAUGACGGCAAGCUGGAAGUAGUGGCUCUUUAUUCUUCAUUCCACAUGGCUCAGCUGCAAGUGGGUCUCUCGAAACCCUAUAGGGUCGGUCAAGCUAGUACGGUGAAGAUAAAAUUAUUGCGAUCAUGCGCCAUGCAAGUGGACGGUGAGCCUUGGUACCAACAUACUUGCGAGUUCAACAUAACAUACUGCAAUCAGGCAUCUAUGUUGAUGAGCAAUGAUUUUUGAGUACGUGUGAUUACACUAAAAAUUUGCACAAAAGCAUUUAUUUAUAUAUUACUGUUCGAUUAUCAGUGUAUGUAUUCGCUAGAGCCGGUUCUAAUUUACCUAUUUGACGAUGGUGAUUAAAAUAUGAUAUUGUGAAAUAUUGUGGAGAUGAACAAAUCUAGUCAAUGUUAUUGCAAGAAAAUAUAUGUAAAUGUAAAUGUGUGUUAUAUCUUUUAUGGAUUAUAAAUAUUUCGUAAUUCUAUUUAUUGAUGCAGCAUUUAUAAUAAAAAUAUAUGAACAAUAAAAUAAUAUAUAUAUAUAUAAAGAGAGAAUAAAGA